GCCUGUGUCCAUUUCUCUAUCGAUGCGCUCGAGUGCCGACGGGCCGUCCCAGACCUCGACAUGUCGUACAACUACGUGGUAACGGCGCAGAAGCCCACCGCCGUGAACGGCUGCAUGACCGGACACUUUACUUCAGCUGAAGACUUGAACCUGUUGAUUGCCAAAAACACGAGGUUAGAGAUCUAUGUGGUCACUGCUGAGGGUCUUCGCCCCGUCAAAGAGGUGGGCAUGUAUGGGAAGAUUGCAGUCAUGGAGCUUUUCAGGCCCAAGGGGGAGAGCAAGGACCUACUGUUUAUCCUAACAGCUAAAUAAAACGCCUGCAUCCUGGAAUAUAAGCAGAGUGGCGAGAGCAUUGAUAUCAUAACACGAGCCCAUGGCAAGGUCCAGGACCGUAUUGGCCGCCCCUCAGAGACCGGCAUUAUUGGCAUCAUCGACCCUGAGUGCCGGAUGAUUGACCUGCGACUCUAUGAUGGCCUUUUCAAGGUUAUUCCGCUAGACCGGGACAAUAAAGAGCUCAAGGCCUUUAACAUCCGCCUCGAGGAACUGCAUGUCAUCGACGUCAAGCUCCUAUAUGGUUGCCAGGCACCUACCAUCUGCUUUGUCUACCAGGACCCUCAGGGGCGGCACGUGAAAACCUAUGAGGUGUCUCUCCGUGAGAAGGAGUUCAAUAAGGGCCCUUGGAAACAGGAGAACGUAGAAGCUGAAGCUUCCAUGGUGAUUGCAGUCCCAGAGCCCUUCGGAGGGGCCAUCAUCAUUGGACAGGAGUCCAUCACCUACCACAAUGGAGAUAAAUACCUGGCAAUUGCCCCUCCUAUCAUCAAGCAAAGCACAAUUGUGUGUCACAAUCGUGUGGACCCCAAUGGUUCCCGCUAUCUGCUGGGAGACAUGGAAGGACGGCUCUUCAUGCUGCUUCUGGAGAAGGAGGAACAGAUGGAUGGCACCGUCACCCUCAAAGAUCUCCGUGUGGAGCUCCUCGGAGAGACCUCUAUUGCUGAAUGCUUGACAUACCUCGAUAACGGUGUUGUGUUCGUUGGGUCUCGCCUUGGGGACUCCCAGCUUGUGAAGCUGAACGUUGACAGCAAUGAACAAGGCUUCUAUGUAGUGGCCAUGGAAACCUUCACCAAUUUAGGACCCAUUGUGGACAUGUGCAUGGUGGAUCUGGAGAGGCAGGGGCAGGGGCAGCUGGUUACUUGCUCCGGGGCUUUCAAGGAAGGUUCCUUGAGAAUCAUCCGGAAUGGAAUUGGAAUCCAUGAGCAUGCCAGCAUUGACUUACCAGGCAUCAAAGGUCUGUGGCCGCUGCGGUCUGACCCUAACCGGGAGACUGAUGACACUCUGGUGCUCUCUUUUGUGGGCCAGACAAGAGUUCUCAUGUUAAACGGAGAAGAGGUGGAAGAAACCGAACUGAUGGGUUUCGUGGAUGAUCAGCAGACUUUCUUCUGUGGCAAUGUGGCUCACCAGCAACUCAUCCAGAUCACUUCAGCAUCUGUGAGGUUGGUCUCUCAGGAACCCAAAGCUCUGGUCAGUGAGUGGAAAGAGCCUCAGGGCAAGAACAUCAGUGUGGCCUCCUGCAACAGCAGCCAGGUGGUCGUAGCGGUGGGAAGGGCCCUCUACUACCUGCAGAUCCAUCCUCAGGAGCUCCGGCAGAUCAGCCAUACAGAGAUGGAACACGAAGUGGCCUGCUUGGACAUCACCCCGCUGGGCGACAGCAAUGGGCUGUCCCCUCUUUGUGCCAUUGGCCUCUGGACAGACAUCUCGGCGCAUAUCUUGAAGCUGCCCUCUUUUGAGCUACUGCACAAAGAGAUGCUGGGUGGAGAGAUCAUUCCUCGCUCCAUCCUGAUGACCACUUUUGAGAGUAGCCACUACCUCCUUUGUGCCUUGGGAGAUGGGGCACUUUUCUACUUCGGACGCAACAUUGAGACAGGCCUGUUGAGCGACCGUAAGAAGGUGACCCUGGGCACCCAGCCCACGGUGUUGAGGACUUUCCGUUCUCUUUCUACCACCAACGUCUUUGCUUGCUCUGACCGCCCCACUGUCAUCUACAGCAGCAACCACAAAUUGGUCUUCUCCAAUGUCAACCUCAAGGAAGUCAACUACAUGUGUCCCCUCAAUUCUGAUGGCUAUCCUGACAGCCUGGCACUGGCCAACAACAGCACCCUCACCAUUGGCACCAUUGACGAGAUCCAGAAGCUGCAUAUCCGCACGGUUCCCCUCUAUGAGUCUCCCAGGAAGAUCUGCUAUCAGGAAGUGUCCCAGUGCUUCGGGGUCCUCUCCAGCCGUAUCGAAGUCCAGGACACGAGUGGCGGCACCACGGCCCUGAGGCCCAGUGCCAGCACCCAGGCCCUGUCCAGCAGCGUCAGCUCCAGCAAGCUGUUCUCCAGCAGCACGGCGCUGCAUAAGACCUCCUUCGGAGAGGAGGUGGAGGUGCACAACCUCCUCAUCAUUGACCAGCACACCUUCGAAGUGCUUCAUGCCCACCAGUUUCUGCAGAAUGAGUAUGCCCUCAGCCUGGUCUCCUGCAAGCUGGGCAAAGACCCCAACACGUACUUCAUCGUGGGCACGGCCAUGGUGUAUCCUGAAGAGGCGGAGCCCAAGCAGGGUCGCAUCGUGGUCUUUCAGUAUUCCGAUGGAAAACUACAGACUGUGGCCGAGAAGGAAGUGAAGGGAGCCGUGUACUCCAUGGUGGAAUUUAACGGGAAGCUGUUAGCCAGCAUCAACAGCACGGUGCGGCUUUAUGAGUGGACAACAGAAAAGGAGCUUCGCACGGAGUGCAAUCACUACAACAACAUCAUGGCCCUCUACCUGAAGACCAAGGGCGACUUCAUCCUGGUGGGCGACCUGAUGCGCUCAGUGCUGCUGCUUGCCUACAAGCCCAUGGAGGGGAACUUUGAAGAGAUCGCUCGAGACUUUAAUCCUAACUGGAUGAGUGCUGUGGAGAUCUUGGAUGAUGACAAUUUCCUGGGGGCUGAAAAUGCCUUUAACUUGUUUGUGUGUCAGAAGGAUAGUGCUGCCACCACCAAUGAGGAGCGGCAACACCUCCAGGAAGUCGGUCUCUUCCACCUGGGCGAGUUUGUCAACGUCUUUUGUCACGGCUCUCUGGUCAUGCAGAACCUGGGCGAGACUUCCACCCCCACGCAGGGCUCGGUGCUCUUUGGCACAGUCAACGGCAUGAUUGGGCUGGUGACCUCGCUGUCCGAGAGCUGGUACAAUCUCCUGUUGGACAUGCAGAAUCGACUCAAUAAAGUCAUCAAGAGCGUGGGCAAGAUCGAGCACUCCUUCUGGAGAUCUUUUCAUACUGAGCGAAAGACAGAACCCGCCACGGGCUUCAUUGAUGGAGACUUGAUUGAGAGUUUCCUGGACAUCAGCCGGCCCAAGAUGCAGGAGGUGGUGGCAAACCUACAGUAUGAUGAUGGCAGCGGGAUGAAGCGAGAGGCCACCGCAGAGGUUGUGGAGGAGCAGACGCGGAUCCAUUAG
Molecule: messenger RNA, 3471 nt
Organism: Mustela lutreola (European mink)
Lineage: Eukaryota; Metazoa; Chordata; Mammalia; Carnivora; Mustelidae
Product: DNA damage-binding protein 1-like
Biological process (GO): DNA repair; proteasome-mediated ubiquitin-dependent protein catabolic process
Cellular component (GO): site of double-strand break; nucleus
Molecular function (GO): protein binding; nucleic acid binding
Source: RefSeq, a predicted model, not a curated record